AUGGCUCAUGACAACAAAAAAAGGAGGGUUCUUCCCUUCUCCAAGGGUAAACUGAUUAAUUGCAAUACAUCAUUGAGUGCAUCUCAGCAAGCACCAGCUUUUUUUGCCAUUAAAGAAAAUUCUAUCUGUGUAUACAAUCUCCAUGGACCUGACUCAGAAGAGAAGAUGAAUACGAUGAAAGGUGUUUUGGAAGCUACAAAAACUCAACAGAGAAAGAAAUUGACUCAAAGUGGAACUCUGCCUAAUGGUUUGAACAAUUUGUUGGAAGGUUUGUGUAGUUUAGUGAUGCAUGAGUGGCGCCAUUUGCGGCUUAUUUCACUGUCCAGAAUGUGCCUUAGCGCGUUUUUCCCAGGACUUCUUGCUUCCAUCACUGGAAAGGAUGUGUUGUUGUCGCAGUGUUUAAAAUCAUUCCUAGCUAGCUACAUUGAAAAUGUACUAAGAGAGAGGAUGUGGUGGGAUAAGACGAAAGUGAGGGACAAGGAAGGAACCUGCUGCUACAUAAAUAAGAAACGUUUGGGACUGAACAAGUGA
Messenger RNA from Sphenostylis stenocarpa, 531 nucleotides. Lineage: Eukaryota; Viridiplantae; Streptophyta; Magnoliopsida; Fabales; Fabaceae. The record is from the annotation of a GenBank genome assembly.